ACAGGGGUAGUUUGGGGGUAAGAAGGGGGGCGAACGCAUCGCAGAUUUCUGGUUGACGGAAUGAAACGUCGAGGCGUUGCUUAGUAUGUAUGCAAGCCCCCCCUGGCUGGUGUAUUAGUCGUGAUUUCCAUGGAACGCGGAUCUUUGGGAAGGGGAAGGGGGUUACUUUUGGCGAGACACAUCCAAAAGAUCUGGUGCAUACAACCGCGGGGGGGCAGGAAAGAGGGCCGGGUGGAUUCGAUUUCCAAACUUGGCCAUGGGUUGACAGGCGUUUUGCGUGGGAGCAUUAUACGUCGCGAUUCUGUCAUGCAUGGCCUCGCGUAGGUACCAUCUCACCCUUCUCAUCGGGGACCAUCGUGACGCCCCUGAAUAUCACUGCUAGCGAGGAGAAAUCCCGACUUUUAAGCUCACCUGUCGUCGUGCAAACAUUCAUGUCAAUCCUUCUCGACUACCUAAGGAUGGUCUACCACAAUCGUUUCAAGGCAAUGGAGUCAGACGGAAUAAGAGCAAUCCUUACGGUCAUGCUCGCUGCUACUCGAGGGUUUAAUUUCACGAUCUCGCCAUCUAAUUCGAAGGUUUCGGAAUGGUCGAGAGGUUCGAAUGAGGAUCACAAAUAUUCGAAGCUGCUCAAUAACUUGGAAAAAAAACGAUGGUUCUUUGUCAAGAGAAAAAAAGAGGGCCUUACAAGCAUGGGUGGCUCAAGAACGGCCCGCCGCGCCAAAGUAUUAGGAUAUCUCAUAAUGGGUUUCCGACCAAAUAACCUGACCAGACCUUCCCGACCCGUUCGCCGCCAAUACAUAAAUCCAUAAAUCAUAUCAUGAAGACUCUCUACCAAGGAGGUGGUAGGGAAACCAAGGUAGGCAGGGCAAGCCUAAUGGUCUUGUACACUACUUCCACGUUUCAAUCCCCCUUCCCACCCCUUUU
Molecule: messenger RNA, 924 nt
Organism: Hypoxylon fragiforme
Lineage: Eukaryota; Fungi; Ascomycota; Sordariomycetes; Xylariales; Hypoxylaceae
Exons: 2
Coding region: 90-809 (239 amino acids)
Source: RefSeq, a predicted model, not a curated record